Molecule: messenger RNA, 3380 nt
Organism: Polyodon spathula (Mississippi paddlefish)
Lineage: Eukaryota; Metazoa; Chordata; Actinopteri; Acipenseriformes; Polyodontidae
Product: opioid growth factor receptor-like protein 1
Exons: 7
Coding region: 151-1374 (407 amino acids)
Cellular component (GO): membrane
Molecular function (GO): opioid growth factor receptor activity
Source: RefSeq, a predicted model, not a curated record
AUUGUCUGCCAUUGUAUUAGACGAGCUCUGUUUAUUUUUGAGUUGAACUGUGUAAGUUAGCGGUCUGUAAUAUUGCUUUUGGACGGUGUUGCGUCCUGGGCUGUUAUAAUAUGCAGAAGGAGUGAGAUUUGAAUUGCUGCGGGGUUUUAAAUGGGAAAUCUGGUGGGCAGUCUGAGGUACAGGGAGCCAAGUACAGUAGAGGAAUGUGACUCGACCUGGGAGACAGACUCCGAGAGCGACGAGCUGCAGGAGCAGCAACCCGGAGACCACAUCAACAUCACGGAGCCUAGCAACGAAGCAAAUUCCAAAGAAGCGGAUCAGGAAAGCGCCAACAUACAGAAUAAUGACACACAGGAAUCUGCACCCAAACUGAAGAGGAGCUUUUAUGCAGCCAAAGACUUAUAUAAGUACCGUCAUAGUUACCCUAACUCUAAAGAACACAGACAACCCAGUGAAUACCAAAACCUGAGGUUCUACUUGAAUGCAAUUCCAUUGGUUCCUGAUGGUAUUUAUAUUGAAGAAAUUCUCACUAAGUGGAAAGGAGACUACGAACAACUGGAGCAUAACCACAACUACAUACAAUGGCUGUUUCCAUUACGAGAGCAAGGCUUGAAUUUUUAUGCCCAAGAACUAACUCAAGAUGAGAUUAAGGAAUUUCAAGGCAGUAGGGAAGCCAAACGCAGAUUUCUUCUGGCGUACACAGUGAUGCUGGAUUUCUUUGGAUUAAAGCUGCUUGACAAAAAUGGAAAUGUUGCCCGGGCUGCAAACUGGCAGGAUAGGUUUCAGCACCUGAAUGAAUCUCAACACAAUUAUUUACGAAUCACCCGCAUUUUAAAAAGCCUGGGUGAGCUGGGAUUUGAGAGUUUCAAAGCCCCUCUGGUGAAGCUGUUGCUGGAGGAGGCUUUUGUAGAGGAGACCAUGCCCAAGAUGAAGCACAGUGCCCUGGAGUACUUUGUUUACACCAUACGGAUCAGAAAGGAGAGAAGAGUCCUGCUGCGGUUUGCCCAGCUGCACUACCAACCUCCUGAACAUUUCAUCUGGGGCCCGCCAAAGAAGAGGAAACCCGGUGCCAAACUGUAUUGCACUCAAGAGAAAAAUACAGCCAGUGCUAAACCCACAAGGGAGGCAGUGUCAAAAAACACUGCUUCUCUACAUGCCAGCAGUGACAGUAGCACAGGGAGAACUGAAAAUAAUAGGAGUGACAAAACAGAAAAUGAAAAUCAGGCAAAAACAGCCAGCCCAGCUAGUACAGAUGGGCAAGUCUGCACAACAGAAGAUACAUUUGUUUCAGAGGGGGAGCGGGCUUCAAAGAAUGGGAAAGCAUCUGUUGCAAAUAAACAGAAACAUGCUAAUUUCAAGAAGAAACCAGGAUAGGGGGAAAGGUGGAAAAGCUAAAUCAGAAAUGAAAAAAAAAACCUGUAUAUUGAUUUGAUGUCUGUGUAGUAUUAGUCCUCUCCUGAGCAUCACAGCAAAGAAAGGUUUUUUGUUUUCUGACAAUAGGAUGACUGUAGCAAUACCUGUUCAAUGCCUUGCACCUUUGAAAAUGUGAAGACGGGCAGAAACAGUACCUUGCAGUAGAUCACCUGCAAAGUUUACAAAAAACACAUCACCUUGCCUUUGAUGUGUCUUGUGCUGUCCAAAUCUCAAUGUUGUAUGUUUAAACAUAUUGAUGUGUGAAUAAAAAAAAAAAAAAAUUAAAUCAAAACCAUCUGGAAUAUGUUGAAAAAAAGCAAUUGCUGCCAUAUAGACAACACAGUUUAUGGAAAAGGUCAUGUGUUUCUUGUAAACACUACAGGGCGUUCUGUAACACUUUAAGCUUAGAUACAUGCAGAAGUCAAGCCUUGUUUAUAGAGCUUUGUUCAUCAUGUCUGGUAUGUUGCAUUUUUAAAUGUUACAUUUGCUGUAGUUCUUGGUUGGUUGUUUGUUUACCUUAGUCUAUUUUGUCCUUUAGAAGGACUGUAAAAUAGAAAAACCAAGAGUAACCCUGUUAAAUAGAUGUUGUUGUACAGAAGAGCACAUUUUCUGUGGCUGUCUGUAUAUAGUCUUCCUUAAUGCUGCUUGACAUUUUCGGUCAGUUUGGAUUUUUUCAAGUGUAUCCUUAGAUAUAUGUCAGCUCUAUGUAGAUUUUGCUAUCUUUGCUGCAAAAUAGAUGCUGAUUCUGAAGUAGAAUUUCAGUGUUUUUUACAACAGUGUACCAAAUUUAUGUGUUAUAUACCGUAUAUACCUGUUUUUUUAUAGGAGCAUAUCUUUCAUUUUUUUUAAAUAUGAAGUGCCUCCUUUUUAAGUGUGACAUACACAGCUAAAUUGAGUACAGGGAACAACUUUGAGGAAAUGUUUUCUUAACCUUUUUCCAGGUUAUUGAAUUCAGUAUUUUAUACUUGUGGUUAACUAGAUAUGAACCCAGUAAAACAAAAAUAAUUUGGGGUAGAAAGAACAACAAUUUGUACUGUCAAGUUAUUUGUGAUUAAUUAAAACAUACUCCUUGCUCUUUCUGUCCAUUGUGCAUAUGUGUGUGCUGUUUUUACAUAGGAUAUUUACUUAUGAUACUCCUGCAGUAAAUGUCAAUAAUGUCUUAGCCCUUACUGUUUUCUAAAAGCCUUUAAACCUACAGUAGGUAGUUUUAGUUCAGUGAGCCUCACAGUUAAACUUUCAGAAAAGAAUGACAACCUGUCCCUCUACAAUUAAAUAAUAUUUGACUGUCUGUAUGCAAUGUAUUCAGACGGUGAAAGAGGUAUUUUACUUAAACCAAUGAUCGGUACUGAAUGAAAGAUGCAGUUUUAACUGGUAAAACUGUAUAAGAGCUUUACAGAGCAUAUGCAAAUGUAUUAGGAAGUGUACUUUUUUUCUCUAUUUAAGAUUAUCUCAUGUUCUGAUUACACUUGUGGUUUUCUUGCUUGGUUUAGAAAUAAGAAAGGAUACAGAGUGCUGAGUGGUGGUUUUUUGCACAUAUGAAAGGUGUGAACAGCACAGAUAAUGCAAAACGCAAUCCGUCUGACUUUAAGUGAAAGUGGUGUAAAGUCAGUCAUGGUAAUGGUUUUUGUAGAACAUAGCUUUACACUUUUAAUUAUGGUGCAUCAGUGCUUAAGCCUUUGGAAGAUUUCUAGUCCAUGUAUGUGCCUAAUCUGUGUGUUGUUGGUUUGUUAAACACGUUUACAGAAUGUUGCGCACCUUUUUUGUUUUAGUACUAAUACCAUGUAUGUGUGGUAGUAGUGGUAACCAGUUUCUGGAUUUGUAAGGUACAAUAAUUGUAUUUUAUAACUCUGUAAAUGUAUGGCAGUGUAAUGCCAGUAUUGUAAAAAGAUGGCAAUAGUUUAUUUUAUUGCUAUAUUAAAAAAAAAAAAAAAAAAGCAAAUGGUUAAUUGUGUUUAUACCCCCCCGCC